Molecule: messenger RNA, 977 nt
Organism: Leptinotarsa decemlineata (Colorado potato beetle)
Lineage: Eukaryota; Metazoa; Arthropoda; Insecta; Coleoptera; Chrysomelidae
Gene: JMJD5
Product: Jumonji domain containing 5
Cellular component (GO): nucleus
Molecular function (GO): histone H3K36 demethylase activity
Source: RefSeq, a predicted model, not a curated record
ACAAUGAAUAACACAAUGAACCAACCUGGUGUUGUUUACAAAUUAUUUGCGAAAAUUGUGAUGCUACAUACAGGACAAACAAAAAUCUAUAUGAAAACCUGUUGCAUGAAUCAUUGGCCAGCAACAAGCAAGUGGAUAGAUGUAAACUAUUUAUUGAAAAUAGCUGGAGACCGUACAGUUCCAAUAGAAGUUGGAUUUCAUUAUGUAGAUGAGAACUGGUCUCAAAAACUGAUGACAAUGAGGGAAUUUAUCAAGCAACACUAUUUAUCUGAUAACUACAAAAUUGGGUAUUUAGCACAACAUAACUUAUUUGAACAGAUAACUGAACUCAAGGAGGAUAUUUUAAUACCAGAAUAUUGCUGUUUGAGUUUGGAUUAUGAAAACUCUGAAGAACCCGAUAUCAAUGCAUGGCUAGGGCCAAUGGGCACAGUAUCUCCAUUGCAUCAUGAUCCAAAAAAUAACAUUCUUGCACAGAUAUAUGGAUAUAAACAAAUUAUUCUAUUUUCCCCCAAGGAUUCUCCAUUCUUGUACCCUCAUGAAGAUAAGUUGCUCAACAACACAGCACAAGUGAAUCCCUUGCAACCAGAUUUAGAGAAGUACCCAAAAUUUUCAAAGGCAAAAAUGUACAAAUGUUUGCUAGGACCAGGGGAAAUGUUAUUUAUACCUGUAAAAUGGUGGCAUCAUGUUUCCGCAUUGGAAAAGAGUUUUUCAGUCAGUUUUUGGUGGAAGUAAUAAGAGUUAUUUCAAAUAUUUUUUAUUUGGAAAAUAAUUUAUUUUUUACAAAGCAGGAAUUACAGACAUAAUUUGUUCAACAUAACAUAACAAGUUCAACAAAAAAACGAAAUUAUAAUAAGGCAAUGCUAGAUAUUAUAUAAGUAGCUUAAAAAAAUUAUGUGUUAAUAAAUUAAUAUUUUCAUAACAUUGUAUUGCCUAAUGAUAUUGUUUCUUAACACGAAAUAUAUGUGUAAUAUAAAAAA